GUCUCGCUCACUCCCGCCGCCGAAGUGUGUCUAUAAUGACUCCUCGUGGUGGGACGAUACCGGAAGUGAAGCCAGGACGGCGGAACCACGACGUUCACUCAAUGGAAAGUUUGAGCUCCGCCGGCGCGGGCCUUCUCCAAGGUGGCUUGUCGUACACGCUCGCUCUCUCGUGCGCGCCGAAGGAAAAUCCGCUUCUUUCGACCGGCGCGCGCUCGGCAUUCGCGCGAACGCGAGUCACGCGCGAGCAGCUCCCGAGGAAAAGUCGCGUCGAUAUCCCGUCCUCGCGGAGGGCUCGCUGAAGGUGCCGGCCGUUUACGAGGCGAGCCAGUUGCGGACACUCGGGUGGUGAAAGCUCCUGGGAUUUCGGGAUGUUAAUAUUCGAUUCGGCAUCCGGCGCGGCAGGUAGAUCGAGGGGAGAACAAAGGACCCGGUGAAAAAGUAAUCCGAGGACCCGGAAGCAAUAAUGUGAACUGACUGAGUCGCAAGUAGAUGAACGUCGGCUUUGGUGCGCCGUGUUGGCCGACGGAAUUUCCUUGAGAUCGGCGAACGGGAAUAAAAGAUUGGACGUCCGCGGAUCUGAUAUUCGGAGGAAUAAGCGAAUGGCUGGGUUGAACGUAAUCUCGCAUUCCGACCGAGGAAGUUCCGAUCGUGCGAUGGGCAAAUUCAAGAAGGUGGAUGACAGAUCGUUCAAUCAGAAGGAAAAUUUGCAAAACGGAAUUAAUGAAGACUGAGGAGAUCUAGGAGAAACAUCUAUUUGAAGUUGCAUUAUCGUGGCAAACAAAGUGCAUUUUAUUGUGAAGCGCCGGAAGUCUCGGGGAGCAGCAAAUAGCAUCGUCGAGUAAUCAAGGCAGCGGUUGAAUAAAUUGGAUCGGGGAUAUUACAAGAACGGUCGAGAGAGGGGAGAAGCGGGAGAGGAAGGAAGGUAGAAAAAGGACGCGCAAGGAAAGUCGCCAUUAAGCUGCGGCAAAGAAAAAGGGCUUUCUCCCCCUCCCCUCCCCCGCGGAAAAGAGAAGGGCCGUUAAAUCUCGCGAGAGACAUCGCGCGUUAACUUCCAUCGCGCGCAAAUUUGAGAGCGUCGAAAUUAUCAGGAGUUUCGUCAGGAAAAUCGGGAGGGGGAAAAACCAUCCCUCGCCGUUCGGCAAUUUUUUUCCUUCCCGGGACGCCGAACGUUUCGGUUCGUCAGCGCGCGGAAUGCAUAAAGCCCGCUGAACGAGGAAAGUUAUUCCGUGGUCUGGCUUGAAAUGCGUUCUCUCUUCGCGCGCAACCGGCAUGAAAAAUAGGGGAGUUUUCGCUGCGCCGAACAAUAAGCAUUUUCGCGUGAAAGUGACAAGAUGAUGACGGCCUUUGAGAAAAAGGAAAAAAAGACCCAUGUGAUUUUCGCGGGUGGGACAAAAGGUGGUCUGUGAAACGGAAGUCCGUCGCGAGAAAGAAUACUAAUUAACCCAAUUCCUGCCGAAGUUGCGUUAACGAACCGGCACACGUUUCAGCUCGUUGUGUUAUCGCCCGCCCCUCCCCGACGUUUCCUUAAUUAAAACGAAAUCACUGUCCUCGCGCGUCAAUUACAAAAAUACCGCGUACGGCGCCGUAAGAAUAUAAAUUAGCGUGUCCCAACGAGAGCGCAGCGGUGCCCCGUGCGAGGAAAUUAGCGAAACUAAUUUGAGAUAAACUGCCGCGUCUUAAUGAAGGAGAACUAAUGAACUUUGUAAUCUUAUAAAGUGCUCGGCGUGUCCGACGCGGCAGCUGGCAGUCUGUCAUCGUCGGGACACCUUCCCGGGUAAAACAAAGAAUUUGCUGACGCGCGGCGAAAAGACUUUCAAUUUGUACAAGAAGCCGCGUCUUGGGUGGCCCUUGUGCCCCAGUCGUCUUAUUUCUCUCCGCGCGAUCAGCACGUUACACUUUUUUACGAUUUGCGGGCCAGUCUGGGUAUAACGUUAAAACGUUGACUGAUGAUUAUAAUAAUCGGCCGCGACCACGGGCGAGAGGAUUUCAUCUAAGGACGCCCAUCAUCCGAAACGACACGCGCGUCGGGUCGAACAGACGCGGGGCUUGUCAUUGACGGUAAUUCGCUCGGCGGGGUGACCGUCGGGGGUGAAAACGGGAGACUCGAAGCGCAUUUGUGAAAGUAUCCGUCAGAGAUGGUCAGCCAACACGCGAUGGCCACCACCGUCCGCAAAGUUAAGCAGGAGAAUCGUCUCAGGCGGCAGAAUCAGAGCCAAGAUGAAGAGGGGCCUUACAAGCCAGUGCCACCGCCGAAACCGGUGCCGAACAAUCAGAAGACUCAGGACGUUCAGCAGAACGAACACCGGGAGCAGCCGGUAGCUGAGCGUCCGUCAUUGCGCACGACUUCCGGUCCGGAAAGGACCGUCGCGGAGGACGGGCAGGUUCGUAGCGCAGCCGGGCAGCCCUUCGCACCGGAAUACAGAAUGCCACCCUUGUACGGGGAGGAGCAGAGUUCGGGUCAGGCUCAACAGGCGGCCAGUUUGCAAACUCAUAGCAGCAAGUUCCCGAUAGAACGCGAGCUGAUCCUGUCGUCGGGAGACAAGAAUUCCAAGAUCCCCAUUCUUCACGAAUACAAACAGAGGACCGCCGGAAGAGUCGCCAUCGCGCCGGAUGCGCCGAUCAAGCAACAGGCCUGGGUUCAGGAGGGAACUCAGAUGCAGGAAGUUAGACAGGACGGCCAAGCGAGGAAUUAUCAGUCACAGGACGCCUACUCAUCGACGUCUAGCGGUGCGGUGCCGAGAACGGCGAAGAUUGACGAGGAAAAGACAAAGUCACUCUCCAGAACUUAUCACACGAUCAAGGACAUGAUCUCGAGCCGUUUCGGGCCGAGUCGCAAGGACGCCGAGCCGGAACCGGAAGCCAGUCUGAACAACGUCACGGAGGAGCUGCGAAAGUCGAGCAGGAGCAUCGACGAUGACGAGGCCAGGAAGAAGGAAGGGAUUUACGGAAAACCCCGCGCGCAGGAGCCGUCGGUUAAUGUGCAACAAUAUCCGAAGAAUGCUUACGGUCAGUACGGCCACUCGUAUGGCUAUCAAAGCAACCAACAAAAUGUACCUCUGCCAGGGCAACUGCAGCCAACCGCGACCAUUCAGCCAAAUUUACCAGGACAGAGCGCUCAGCUUCACGUGACCCACCACACUCCGCCAGGAGGAAUUCAAACAGUUCAUCAAACCCAAGUUCCUGCUUUCGGCCAAACCGCGACAGGUGCGCAGCAGGUGCAAAAUGUUACGAGGGAGUACAUGGUUCAGACAACGGGCGGUAUGACCGGGCAGCAAAUACAUCAGGGAAUCCAUCAGAAUCCCACGCAAGCACAGGGGCAAGGCACGCAAGUGCAAAAACCGCACGGUCUAUCCGUGCAACAGCAUCAAGUGGGCAACGCGAUGCCGCCGACAAGCCCGAGCUUCCAGAGUUCUCAGCAGUUGCUUCAUCAGAACCAGAACCAUCAUCAGAGUCCGCGGUUCGCGCAGCAGCACGCCCAGAACAUGCAUCAGCGUCAGCAGUUGAUUCAGCAAAUGCACCAGCAACAAAUGGCCGGCCAACAGGGAUCGCAGACCGCGAGCGUCCGGAACAUGCAGCAGUCGUAUUUCCCUAACAGCGUCUCCUAUCAGCAGUAUCAGCAGGCGCGACAGGCGAUGUCGAGGUCGCAGAUCGAUCUCCCGAGCACGUCAAGACAAACGCAAGAGCUUCGGGUAUCGGGCCAAGAAAUCUACUAUCAUUACGCCCAAGGAAGACCUCGUUACGGCGUUCCCCAGGUAUACAUGAAGACCGAGAGUAAUCAGGAAACGGAGUUUCAGAGGCGGAACUCCGCGAAGGGUAUCGAGAAGGCGGCUUCGCAGCCGCAGCUCUGUUACGAGGACGAGCGAAACGCUGAGGUUUCCAAGAAUCCCUCGGAGAAUAUGAAGAACUUGACGGUAGAUCCGCUGGAUAAAGAGAGAUACGAGAUCACAGUGGAAGAUCGAAGUCAAUGCGAGCCCGGAAGAAACGGAUUACAAAGGAACGAGGAGUACCGUCCGGAAACCAGCUUUGGCAUUCGGAGAGAUGAGACGCGGACUUCGAAGAGGGAGCAGGAGCAGGGAUCGUCGGGUCAAGAGGGAGGUCAGGAUUCGACGGAGGGAAACUCCGUGCAGAAGAGGAUCGAAGAGUUGCAGAAGAGAGCGGAGCAGGAGGGUCAUUUCAACUCCAAGCCACUAAAAGACGAUGCGGACGGCUUAAGGGUCGGCCUGGCUACGAAAAUGAUCGGCGAGGCAUCGAAGAGGCUCGACGGUGGACAAUAUAGCGGGAAGGAGCCCGUUGUGAAAUCAGAUAGGAAAGACGAUCUCGAGCAGGGUAUCGGCCGGCUGAAGAUCCAGAAUCAAGGCUCGGGCUCGGAUUACGACAAGGCCGGCCAGAGUUCUUCGAAUGUCGAUUCCGGAAGGGGCUCCGCAGUCUAUUCGAGUGGAAGGCGCCCGCCGCCCGAUGAUCAAACUUUGGCGCAAGUACAAGAUUCCGAGUGGGUAGACAUAGUGGAGUCGGAGUUGAGAAGUAUUUUGGAGCCCAGGGACGUUCCAGCGAUGGCGCACUCCACAUUGUCCGAAAGUGUAUCCUCGGUGACGCCGCCUCUGCCACCUCUGUCACCCCAUGACAGCCCACGUACGCCGAGAAAUCGAUACUCAACGAGUUUACCGUACGGGUCGAAACCAAAUUACAGCGAUUACGGCAAGGCUAUGGAAAAAAGAGGUUUCUCGAGUAGCACGAAACAUCGUGGCGCUUCGACGUCCAAGAAGGAAGCUGCGAAAAAGUUUUCUCAUCUCUUCGGGGUAGAGGCUGCUGAUUUAACAUCCACCACGACAGGACUUGACUUGGAUUCCAUGUUGGACAGAAGUGACUCCGAUCUCAGUACGACCGAUGCAAGGACAAUCAGAAAACAGUUGGAAGGCUUAGAAAAUAUGUAUAGCGAAGUACUUAAAUUACUUGGCGGGAGCGUGAAAAAGAGGCGGAAGACGAGAGGACUCACUAGUUAUGGUUCGGUUUCGUCGUUGCCGACAUCCUCCGUGUCAUCGAGGCCUGUCACGAGGCAUCAUGAUAAACGUAGAUCGCACGUGAUUGACGACAGGAUGAAGAAAGCCAAAGACAUUAAGAGCAUCAACAAGCGUUUUCAGCGACUGGAGUCGCACGUGGUGACAUUGGCAAGAUCAGUAGCCCACCUGAGUUCAGAGAUGAGGACCCAGCAUCUGAUGAUUCAGGAAAUGGAGAGCAUAAAGUGCGAGAUCGCAGCCCUCAGGACGCAAACGAGCAUGGCGAUGGUGAGGUCACAGUCGCAACCACUGAUCAAGGAUUCGGAACUGCCGGCACUUUCGAACCCUUCGAGGGUGAAGAAACUGACCAAGUUCUUCGGCACGGAGCCACCUCUCAUCAGGCUGUUCCUGAGGGAACUUGGGUAUGAGAAAUACGCGAUCGCUUUCGAGAAAGAGAAAGUCGGGAUGGUGGAGUUGCCUUAUCUGAGCGAGGAGAGACUUCAGAAGAUGGGGGUCCCCCUGGGUCCAAGGCUGAGGAUCCUCCAGGAAGCAAGGAUCUCAGUGUGCAAGGAUCCGAUUUACGUAGUAUAAAUUCUCAGGACGGCACAAAAACGUUCCGCGACGCAAGCAGAGCGAAUCGCGGAGAAAACGCGGAUAAAGAGAAAAAUGAAUGAAGACCUAGCGAGGAGUAUUCGUUUUGUGCCGCCGUCCCGACGAACGCAUUAGGACGUUUCUCGAGGAAUUUCUCGUAAACGAACCCCCCGAGCUCGAAAACGGUCCGUUUGAGCGACCGCUCUUUUCCCCGUUUCAAUCAAUAGCUGUUUGAAAGCUACGCUCGCCGAAACGCUGAAAUCGUCUCGCCGUGUCUUCGGGUCGACAGAUUUGUUCUGUCGUGGGCGUUCACCGCUGCACAUUAAUUCCAAGAGAAAAAGAUCCGGCAAUGUAGCCGUUAUAGCCAAUGUAAAAUGGUAACGCAAUUAACAAAAGAUCGCUUUUGUCCGAUAAGUUAAAAUUGUGAAGAAGAAUUUUUCAGCAUAUAUAUUUGCGCAUUUAAAUAAAAACUUGAUAUAGAAAAUGCCGUCAGCACAAAAAAAGAAUGGAAAUAUCGGUUUCUCAAAGAAAUUUUCCAAAAA
Messenger RNA from Vollenhovia emeryi, 6127 nucleotides. RefSeq lists its product as uncharacterized. Bases 2136 to 5585 code for a protein of 1149 amino acids. The transcript is spliced from 15 exons. The record is from RefSeq and is a predicted model, not a curated record. Gene Ontology annotation, molecular function: protein binding. Lineage: Eukaryota; Metazoa; Arthropoda; Insecta; Hymenoptera; Formicidae.